Messenger RNA from Dentiscutata erythropus, 1032 nucleotides. The record is from the annotation of a GenBank genome assembly. NCBI's taxonomy places the organism in Eukaryota, Fungi, Glomeromycota, Glomeromycetes, Diversisporales, Gigasporaceae.
AUGCCUGAUAAAAAUUUUGAAGAGUUAAGAAAACAAAUAAUGAAUAUUAAGGAACAAAUGAUAUUGUUUUUAUUCAAAUUAUUUAUCAAUAGUACAAAUUUAAAAAUUUUAAAAAUUGAUAGUGACAAGAUUUUGAAUAACGUUCCAGAUCUUCAACAUACAAUUGGGCAAUGUUUAAAUAUUACAAUGCUUGAAAUUGGAUACGCAGAUCAACAUAUGUCAAUAAACUCUAUAAAUUUUUUAGAAAAAAUUUCAAAGUCAUGUAAACAAAUAGAUAAUUUAAUCGUCAAAGUUCCUACAUUUGAGAAAAAUCAUGAGAUUAAAGAACUUAUUAUAUCGAUUAUAAAUGCACAAGAAAAAUUAAAAAAAUUUAGCCACAGGAGUGUAGAUAGCUGGUUAGAAGAAAUAAUCAAAGCAUUGCAAUCUCAAACCAAUUCAUUAGUGUCAAUCAACCUCGAGUGUAUUAAAAUCUACGAAUCUUCAUUGAUUUCACUUGCUAAAUGCAAAAAUUUGGAAAAUCUGGUUUUUUUAAACUAUUCAAGACUUAAUAUAAGACUACGCAAAAAUAUUGAAUUUAAAAAUUUGAAAAGGUUAUAUAUUAAAAAUUAUCCUUUGAUGAAUAUUAAUAUGCCAAACCUGAAAGAAUUAACUUUAGAAGUGUUGACACAUGAAGUGAUAGCUUCUAUAAUAAAAAAUUGUCCUAAUAUUACUCAUCUUAAUCUCAAGAAUUAUCGUCCUUCUUAUCAUGAUUUUAUAUUUAAAGACUUUAUUCAAGAAUUACACAUAACUCACUUGACUAUUAACUUUCUAUAUAGCGAUUCUAUUAUUUCUGAAUCUUCGAUUCUAUUAAAAGAAUUUCUUUUACUUACGCUUAAAUACUUAGUGAUUAAGUGCGGGCUUAUUACAAUUUAUCUUGAUAAUCUAAUGGAUGAUUGUUGUUAUGAGAAAUUAAAGGAGUUGAUUAUUAAAGUAAUGAAAGUUUACAAUUUAACAGAUAAAUCUCAAUGUGAUUAUACUACAGAUCAAUACUAG